Molecule: messenger RNA, 4083 nt
Organism: Aphis gossypii (cotton aphid)
Lineage: Eukaryota; Metazoa; Arthropoda; Insecta; Hemiptera; Aphididae
Exons: 9
Coding region: 222-4058 (1278 amino acids)
Source: RefSeq, a predicted model, not a curated record
GUAUUGUCGGCGAAUAAAAAAGUAGUGCAUGAAGCAAAAUGUAAUCAGUCCAUGUACCACCCUUCAAGUGUCAAGUCGUGUUAAUUCAGAGUUCCUAAGCUCUAACUAUUUCAUACUGUUAUUUAAAGUACAAUUUCUAUAAUUCAUUACCCAUAUAUUCGUUGAAGGGUACAGUGUUGUUUCGCGAGUUCGACUAGUGUUCUUCAGUUUUAAACAUAAUCAUGUUUUCGUGUAGUGUAUGCAAAGAAGCCUUUACAAUGUACAAAAAUCUACAGAGACAUGCCAAGUCACACAAAUCACCCACUAAAAUCGUAUGCAGUAUUUGCUCAGAAAUAUUUACGCGAAGAGAUAACCUCAUCAGACAUAAUAAAAAAAAACAUCCUUCAAAUAUUAUAAUCCAACAACAACCAACCAUAACCAAGCGAGAAAUUCAAGAUUUUAUUAAACCAGCUGCACAAAUUUACGAUUAUGAUGUUCAAUCUCGCAAUGGUCAUAAGCGCUCAUAUCAUAAGGAAAAUUCAAACAAAGUGGCAAAUGCUAAAAAAGCACAUUUACUUCUUAUACAGUCUCCCGGCUUUAUCGAAAUUUUGUCUUCUGCAAAUAGAAAAGUCGUAUGGUAUUACACAAAAAAUAUCAAAAAUAUUCAAAACUAUAUUGAAUUUUUUAAUUCGAUUAAAUCAGAAUUAGUCGAGUUACUUAAAUCACAAGCGUCUAAACAUCCAAUCAAGUUUAAUUUAAAGCUGGAAGCUACAUACAAUAUUCCGAAUGUUGAUAAUUCAUCAGAGAACCGUUCAUUUAAGACCUCAGCUAGACCAAUUUUUUCCGAAACUGAUGUAUGGGAAAUUGUUGAAGAAGGUAUUAUAAAAUUAAUGUCUGAGCAAGACGAAUAUUCUAGCAAGGGAAGUGGUUAUACGCUACAGUGUAUUGACGGAUUAUUAUUAGGCGUAUAUAAAUAUACGCCUAUGAGCGCUUCAUCUUAUAUUCCGUUACCGAACUUCAUUAAAAACAAAAAAGCUGUAAUCAACCCGCAAAACUCAGACCAACAGUGUUUCAAGUGGGCUAUAUUAGCAAAACAUGUUACGGGUUCAAAUAAACAACGUAUAGAAAAUUAUACAACUCACAAAGAAAAAUAUAAUUUUUCUGGUCUCACGUUCCCAACAGAAUUACAUCAGGUUAACAUUUUUGAAAAAAAUAAUCCUAAUGUAACUGUCAAUGUUUACGGACUCGAAAAACAUUUUCAACCACCGCAAAAAUUUCCAAAAUAUGAAGUGUUUCCAUUGAAGGUGGUAGAUGAAGAAAAAACAGAUCAUUUCGACCUGUUACUAAUAACCGAUGAUGAAAAUUCUCAUUUUACCUACAUCUCUAAUUUUUCCCGACUUGUGCGAUCACAGAAAACCCGACAUAAAGCAAGUGCUGUAUUUUGUAAACGAUGCUUUACAUCGUUCGAACCUCUAAAUAUUAAUAAAUAUGAAUUAAAUGAAAGCAUACGAUUUAAAGAACACAAGUUAAUAUGCGGAACACACAAACCAAUUUUACCUCGAAUGCCUACCCCCGGAUCGAUGUUAGAAUUCGACGCAUGGAAAAAAACUCAACGACAUCCGAUAGUUAUAUAUGCUGAUUUUGAAGCACUACUAAGAAAAUCCGAUGAAAAAUGUGGGAACAAUACAAAAGCUAUUCAAAAACACGAGGCCAUGAGUUAUGGUUUUAUGGUUAAAGCAAAUAUCGACGUUCCCGCAGAACUGCUUGAACAAUUUAAUAUUCCAACUUCACCUAUAAUUUUUCGUGGCGAUGAAGAUAAUCAGAAUGUAGGUGAACAUUUUGUGAAGAGUAUCAUUAAAAUAGCUGAAAACAUUAAAAAAUUACUACAAACCAACAUACCAAUAACCUUUACUACAGAACAACAACAAGCACAUAAUUUAUGUAAGACAUGUAAUUUAUGUAAAAACGGUUUCUCUGUGGGAAACCAUAAAGUUGCUGAUCACUGUCACUUAUCGGGUAAAUUUCUACAAACAUUGUGUAAUACCUGCAACCUCAAGCUUCAAACACCAAAUUUUGUACCAUGUUUUUUUCACAAUUUAUCGAAUUAUGAUGCACAUUUUAUUGUAACUGAACUCGGUCUCGAUGUAAAAAGAAUUUCUAUAAUACCAAACAGUGAAGAAAAAUUCAUCUCAUUUUCAAAACACGUUUCCAACAACUUUUCAAUACGGUUCAUCGACACAUUAAGAUUUAUGGCUUCAAGUUUAUCAACACUCUCGGAAAAUUUAUUAACACCAGGAUUCGAUAAGUUUAGAGAAACAGCUAAACAUUUUAAUGCCGCAGACUUGCCACUCGUUACUCAUAAAGGUGUUUACCCUUAUGAGUAUACGGAUGGUUGGAACAAGCUGGAGCAAACCCAUUUACCAGAGAAAGCAGAUUUCUAUAGUACACUAACAGAAUCACAUAUACAAGAAGAAGAUUAUGAACAUGCAAAAACUGUUUGGAGUCACUUUGGAUGCAAGACUUUGGGUGAAUACAGUGAUCUAUAUCUGAAAAUUGAUGUUUUAUUGUUGGCUGACGUGUUUGAGAACUUCAGAGACCUAUGUUUAACCACAUACUGUUUGGACCCAUCUUUUUACUAUACAGCACCAGGAUUCUCCUUUGAUUGUAUGUUAAAAUACACCAGAGUCAAAUUAGAGUUACUCACUGAGUAUAAUAUGCUGCUGAUGAUUGAAAAGGGAAUUCGAGGCGGUUUGACACAAGCAAGUAUGAGGUAUGCUAAAGCUAAUAAUGAGAAGACCCUAGAUUAUGAUUCAAAAAAGUCCAAAUCAUGGUUAAUUUAUCAAGAUUGUAAUAAUCUGUACGGUUGGGCAAUGUCACAGUACAUGCCCUAUGGUGGCUUUGAGUGGGUUGAACCUAAUAUAGAAGGGUUGAAUGAUUUGAACGAUACAUCACCCAUCGGACGGAUAUAUGAAGUUGACAUUACUUAUCCGAAAGAACUCCACGAUCAACACAAUGAUUUGCCUUUCCUUCCUCAAAACAAUAUCCCAGCUGGCUCAAAAGUUAAAAAACUUAUGGCAACACUUCAGUCGAAAAAAAACUAUAUUAUUCAUUACCGAAACCUUCAGCAAGCUAUAGUCAAUGGACUAAAAGUUAAAAAAGUUCAUAGAGUAGUUCAGUUUAAUCAAUCACCAUGGCUGGCUCCAUACAUAGCACUAAACACAGAGAUGCGAAAAAAAGCAGCAAAUGACUUUGAGAAAGACUUUUUCAAACUUUUAAAUAAUGCGGUUUUUGGGAAAACCAUGGAGUCUAUGCGGAAAAGAAUAAAAAUGGAACUGGUGUCUAGUGAUCGUCGUUUACAAAAACUGAUAAAUCAGUCAACAUUCAAACACUGUAUUACUUACAAUGAAACUCUAAAUGCAGUUGCAUUAGAAAACAAAAUCAUUGAUUUUUGUAAACCUAUUUAUAUAGGUUUUGCAGUGCUGGAAAUUUCCAAGUGUUUAAUGUAUGACUAUCACUAUAACGUAAUGCAGAAACAUUAUGAUGAUAAAAUUGAGCUCAUGUAUACAGAUACAGAUUCAUUGGUAUACUAUAUUCAAACUGAUGAUUUUUACAAUGAUCUGUUGAACAAUCCCAACUUGUUGAAUCGAACGGACACUGCAAAUCUACCCCGUGACCACCCGUGUUACAUUGCUGAGAGAAAGAAGAUUCCUGGGCUAUUUUCUGAUGAAACCGAUGGACGUAUUAUGAGAGAGUUUUGUGCUCUCCGUUCAAAGUCCUACGCUUACAUUUUAGAAGAUAAGGAGAAAAUCAAAGCAAAAGGAAUCCGUGGACAUGUUGUUAGAAACCACAUGACUUUUCAAGAUCAUAAACGGUGUUUGUUUGGUGAUCCCAGUUUGGAAGUAACAGCAUCAAACGUCUCUAUCCGUUCAUUCAAGCACAAAUUAAAGACCAUCAAAUCCAAUAAAUUAACUUAUAACAGUUUCGAUGAUAAAAGGGUUAUACUUGAAGACAAAGUACACACCCUAGCUCAUGGACACUAUUCUAUAGAGGAGGAACUCGAAGCAGAACUAGAUAGUUAGUUUUUUGUAAAUACUCCUGUAUAUA